Molecule: messenger RNA, 1077 nt
Organism: Penicillium maclennaniae
Lineage: Eukaryota; Fungi; Ascomycota; Eurotiomycetes; Eurotiales; Aspergillaceae
Product: WD40 repeat domain-containing protein
Exons: 3
Coding region: 1-1077 (358 amino acids)
Biological process (GO): mitotic spindle assembly checkpoint signaling
Cellular component (GO): kinetochore; bub1-bub3 complex; mitotic checkpoint complex
Molecular function (GO): ubiquitin binding
Source: RefSeq, a predicted model, not a curated record
AUGUCGUCAAAUCAAUUCACGGUGGCUUCGCCGCCUACAGACGCUAUCUCCGCUUUGAAGUUCUCCCCCGACCCCAACUCCACGCGCAUCGUUGUUUCGUCAUGGGACAAGAAUGUUUAUCUCUACGAUCUGCGCGAUGAGAACGGUACAGUCGGUGAAGGCAAGCUCUUGCAAAAGUUUGAACACCGUGCACCGGUUCUGGAUGUGUGCUUCGGCGACAAUGAGAAUGUGAUCUACACAGCUGGGCUGGAUUGGGAUGUCCGCAAGAUUGACCUCAACACAUCCGAGCAGACCGUCCUGAGCAGCCAUGAAGCUGGUGUGCGCAAUGUCGUUUUCAGCCCCGAGCACAACCUCAUCAUCUCUGGCUCAUGGGAUUCAACCCUCCACGUCCACAGACCGGAUGCCGGUACCACCUCGGCUCCUGCGAUUAUUCCUCUCCCCUCAAAACCAUUCUCUGUCUCCCUCACCGCGACCAAGCUAGUUGUGGCCAUGGCAUCUCGUGCCCUACACAUUUACGAUCUUAAGGCGCUCGCCCUUCUCACAGCGCAAGCCGACAGCGAAAGCAACGGCGGGACCAAGGUCGAGAUUGAGCCGUGGCAAAGGCGUGAGAGCAGUCUGAAGUUCAUGACACGGUGUGUUGCCUGCAUGCCUGAUGACGCCGGCUACGCCUCUUCCAGCAUCGAGGGCCGUGUCGCAGUCGAGUGGUUUGACCCUUCGCCUGAGUCCCAGGCCCGCAAAUACGCUUUCAAGUGUCAUCGCCAGACAGCGGAGGAUGGUGUUGACGUUGUCUACCCCGUCAAUGCACUCGCUUUCCACCCGGUGCACGGGACUUUCGCAUCUGGAGGUGGAGACGGCGUCGUCGCGCUGUGGGAUGGAAUUGCGAAGCGCCGAAUUCGUCAGUACCAGAAGUAUCCCUCCAGUGUUGCAGCUGUUGCUUUCAGCGGUAACGGUAAGUACUUGGCCAUUGGAGUCAGUCCCGGCUUUGAGGAUGGCCAGGACGACGUACCGGAGGGAGUUGUGAAGAUCUUUGUGCGCGAAUUGGGCGAGACGGAGGCCAAAGGAAAAGGCGCAAAAUAA